AGGAAAAUAUCACCAAAUUCCUUUUUCGUUAAUUCUUUUAGUUAUUAAAGUUAACAGAGCUGCGUGGCGUCAUCUAAUUAGUUCUUAUUUAAUUAAUCAAAAAAUAGAAAAUCAUUAAACAAAUUUUUUUUUUUUUAAAUGACCACCCCUCCUUCUCCCCCACACUGAUACCCAGCCUGCCCACCACCGUGGCGGCGCUCCUCCACAGUGCCUACGCCUCUCCAUUGUGUCGGUGUCGUCCUUCACCUCGACCCUAGCCACCACCUUAGACGAAUUCCCCCACCACCACAUUAGCCAAUUUCCCCUCUCCCUCCUCCCCUUGAACCCCAAAACCCCUCUCCGCCUUUCCACCUUACUCGAAAACCCAGACACCACCCCAAAACCCCGUUGUCGCCGCCCAAAUUGUCAAAAACCACUACCCCAAAACCCUAAAACACCAAAAUUGAAACCUGAUUUUGGUUUUUGGUUUUUGACGUACGUGGUGGUUUAGUGGGGUGGAGUCGUGGAGAUGGCGUCGGGAGGGGCGAAUUCGCUUUGCCGAUGCGAGGGAGGGGUUUGUGGCAUCGGCUGGACCUGGUGGUUAGAGGAGGGUUUUUCGAAGGAUGCAUGCACGGUGGUUCAAGGGAAGGGGAGUUGCGAUUCUACGAUCCGGAUCGCGAUUUUGAUAACUAUGGGUCGGUGGUUAGGGGAUGGUUUUUCGAAGGAUGCAGGCACGGUGGUUCAAGGGAAGGGGAGUAACGUCUCCAGGGGAAUCUAGUAUGAAUCUGCGCCGGCACGAGGGCUCUAGUCGGAUCCCGAACCGGCACGAGGGUUCUAGUCGGCUUCGUCUGCGCUGACGGGGAAGCGAAGCAUGAAUGAACUGAUAGUUUAGUGCAGUCUGAUCAUCAGAUAUCUUUCUACUCUAUGGCGAUUGCAUCGUUGGUCAUCGGAGCAUGUAUGCAAUAUGUUACUCCUGUAUCCACCUGCUGCACAAUGUCCUCUCCGAUUGUCAAGGUGAAUACUCAUAAACUUGUGCCGUGUAUCAGCAGAAGAGUCGGAGCCAUAGCAGUAAUGACUUCAUUAUUCUUAACAACAGAAGCAAUUAUGAGUGAUAAAACUGCAAAGAGUUUAGACUUAAGGAUAACUGUCCCUGACCAAACAGUUGAGGAGGCUCAGAGUGUAGUCAGAGAUCACGCACAGGGGUUAUUAGAUGUCAAGUCACUUUUGGACUCGGAAUAUUGGAGAGAUGCACAACAAGAAUUACGAAAGAAUUCAUCAUACCUGAAACAAGACUUCUACACGAUUAUACAGAGCAAAGAGGGCAGCGCCAGGCCUCUUCUGAGGAGGCUCUAUGCUAAGUUAUUCAAUAAUGUUACCAAGUUGGAUUAUGCUGCAAGAGACAAGGAUGUUGCACGAGUCCAGGAAUGUUACAACAACGUUGCAGCUGCUCUGAAUGACUUUUUAUCUAGAAUAUGAAAAUUAUUGCUGUAAUUCUACAACCCCUUUUCUUG
Chenopodium quinoa (quinoa) is the source of this 1490-nucleotide messenger RNA. RefSeq names its product psbQ-like protein 3, chloroplastic. The transcript is spliced from 3 exons. Gene Ontology annotation, cellular component: photosystem II; chloroplast; photosystem II oxygen evolving complex. The coding region runs from base 904 to 1455 and encodes 183 amino acids. Gene Ontology annotation, molecular function: calcium ion binding. Lineage: Eukaryota; Viridiplantae; Streptophyta; Magnoliopsida; Caryophyllales; Amaranthaceae. The record is from RefSeq and is a predicted model, not a curated record. Gene Ontology annotation, biological process: photosynthesis; photosynthetic electron transport chain.